AGUUCUUCGUGUGAUGGCAGGUAAGGUUCUUUAGAGAGGGUUUUGUCUGGAAACAUCCCGACUCUCCAACAACAGCUAAGCAGAUCUAAUUGAUCCAGUCAAUGGAAUAACACUCAGCAAUUAAAAAAGAAACCAGGACUAGACACAUGGCUUGGCAGUUAAGCGUACUAGCGGCUCCUGUGGAGGACACAUGUUUGGUGUGCUGUGCACGGGGAUCAGCUCUUCUGACCUUGGUCACCAGAGACACACACGGCGCAUAGAUAUACUUGUGGAUAAAGCACUCAUACACAUAAAAUCAAACCAAAUCGCUGUGUAGUGGUGGCACACAACUCUGAUCACUGGAAGAAGAGGCAGGAGUAUCUCUGAGCUUGAGACAUGCCUGCCUACCGAGUGAGUUCUAGGAAAACCAGGACUACACAGAGAAACCCUGUCUUGAACAAAAAAAAAAAAAAGGAAAAAAAGAGAAAAAAGUAAUAAAGCAUAAGGGUAGUGCCCAUGUUGUUGGCAUCUAUAGUCUGUUCAGGUGCGCCACGGCAUUUUAGGAGACAGUUCCUGGGCUGCAGGUGUGUGAGAGGGAGUACCUUGUCAUUAACUGUGGUUGUUACGGAGCAUAGUAGAUCUCUUGAGCUUGGAUUUAUGCCUGCUGUCAACAGAUAUUUGGUGGACUCACGUAUCUUCUUAAGUCAUCAUGAGGGGCUUCAAGAAAGUUUCAUUAUCUGUAGGAAAUCGCUAUCAAUCACAGGCAUUCAGCACCAUGCACCCCUGGACAGCUCCCGGAAGCCGCUCUUUCCGGAACUAUAUGUCCACUUUCCUGUUUCCUGUCGGAAGCAUUUGAUAGUUGCAUUCAUAGCUGGGAGGUGGACUGCUUUCCGGAGCCGGUAGGCGUUGCAGAACGAUUGGCAGCAGGGAGGACCAAUAGAAUCAGGGGACUGUCGAAUGGCGCUGACAGCGUCCAAUAGACGCUGGCGUGGGCGGGGCGUGGGCAGCGGCUUGCAGACCCGGGGGUCUCGGCUGGUCCGCUGCGGCGGGGUCCGGACGGCGCGGCGGUUGGCGGCAGGCGGCACCGGCCGGAGGCUCUGGGGCCUGGCGGAGAAGGGGGCGUCGGUUUCCCAGAGCUGUGGGUGCAGCCGGUGCCCUAACUUUGACAUCCGUCCCAGCCUCUGUUUGCACACUGGGGCAGGGUCUCACACUUGAGUCCAGAACUCCUGACUGGGUCAAUGUGUGUUCACCACGUCCUGGCCAUCAAGGAUCUACAGAAUCACAUAGGAACAGCCUACGCUUUGGCCACCACAUCCGCUCAGCCACCUGUCACCUCACGCCUGCUCUGCACCAGGCCUUGAGCUGCCGGGCAGAGCCAUGAACCCCCAGCCCUGCGGCUGGGGCCGGUAGCCCCUGAAGCUCUGGUGUGUGACUCCAUGUGUGGUUUGGCCCUGCGGUGACCGGUGUGACCCUGGUGGCCACCAUGACUAAGCUCCUGGUGGCGAAGCUCCUCUGCAUGGUGGGCAUGUUCUUCUUCAUGCUGCUGGGCUCGCUGUUGCCCGUGAAGGUCAUUGAGGCCGACUUCGAAAAGGCACACCGCUCGAAAAAGGUCCUUUCUCUGUGUAACACCUUCGGGGGUGGUGUCUUCCUGGCCACGUGUUUCAACGCCCUGCUGCCUGCAGUGAGAGACAAGCUGCGGCAGGUGCUGAGCCUGGGCCACAUCAGCACGGACUACCCGCUGGCCGAGACACUCAUGAUGGUGGGCUUUUUCCUCACCGUGUUUGUGGAGCAGCUGGUGCUGACCUUCCGCCGGGAGCGGCCGCCUUUCAUCGACCUGGAGACCUUCAACGCAGGCUCGGACGCCGGGAGCGACUCGGAGUAUGAGAGCCCGUUUGUGGGUGUGGGCAGCCGCAGCCGCGGGCUUUUCCCCGAGCCCACAGCGCACACACAUGGUGCAGGGCUGCGGCUGCGGGAGCUAGGACGCCCCGGCCCACUGCGGCUGCUCAGCUUGGUAUUCGCGCUGUCGGCACACUCGGUGUUCGAGGGCCUGGCGCUGGGGCUGCAGGAGGAGGGUGAGCGUGUGAUCAGCCUGUUUGUGGGUGUGGCUGUCCACGAGACGCUGGUGGCCGUGGCCCUGGGCAUCAGCAUGGCCCGCAGUGCAGUGCCGCUGAGGGACGCAGCCAAGCUGGCAGUGACCGUGAGCGCCAUGAUCCCCGUUGGCAUCGGGCUGGGCCUGGGCAUCGAGAGCGCCCGCAGCGUGGGCAGCAGUGUGGCCUCGGCGCUGCUGCAGGGCCUGGCCGGUGGCACCUUCCUGUUCGUCACCUUCCUGGAAAUCCUGGCCAAGGAGCUGGAGGAGAGGAGCGAGCAGCUGCUCAAGGUGCUGUUCCUCGUGCUGGGCUAUGCCGUCCUGGCCGGCAUGGUCUUCCUCAAGUGGUGACGGCACUCGCCUGCCUGUCACCUGCUGCCCACCCGAGCUGUGGGUUUCCACAGGACACACAGGUCACGUCCUGCGCCAGCCGCACUCCAGGGCCACGACCCACACGGGGCUUCCCGCACUCCACCCACUGAUAAUGCUUUCAAAAGAAGUCUUAAAGUUCUUUACCAAAGCCUUGUGGCCAUGUCACCUCAUGUCCCCGUCACUCCACCUGUCCCUGCCAACACUGCUGAGCCACCAGGGAUGGAGCAUGGGGAGCCGCUGCACCCUCCACCCCAUGUUCCCAACAUGUUCUGUGUAGCCCAGGCCCUGCCCGCCAUUGUCACCCGAGUUUUUCCAGUUGCUCCAGCAUGCCGUGUGACAGGUGCAUCAAAUGAGCAAGGAUCUCCUUCCCAGGGGACAGCCCAGCACUGGCCAGCCCUCAGGAACCCACUCUUGCUCCCAGAGUGGAUGGGGGCCGCGACUCCAGGGCCAAGCGUAUGGUCUCCUGGGAGGGAGUGGGACGUGGAGAGUGACUUGGUGGUCAUGUCUGAGUUACAUCCUCACCACUGGGGUCUCCAGAAGACACAAGGGGAGACUCCCAGGAUGCAGGCAGGAACUCAGCUCCUAGCAACCAUGGUGCCUGUCGCCAUGGCAACACUAGCAUCCUGGGACAACCUGAGUGAGAACUCUUCCUCUGGGGACUUAAGGCUACCCCUUUUCAUGACCUUGGCUCUGUCCACCAGGCACCACCUCAACAUUGUCCCCUUGGUGGCUGGAUGUCAGACUCCUACCUAGUGCCCCAUCACCAUGGCAAGGUGACCCCCUGCCUGGGUCCUACUCAGAAGAUAUGAGGUACAAAGAACAGGGCCUUGGGGACAACCGGGCCUUAGGCAGUGGCCCCAGAGCCCCAGGGCCUGGGCCACCUCAGUGUUGUAAUAAGCCAGGGUUCACAUGGCACUUCCAGACAUCAGGGCGUGCGGGACCUGGUGCCUCCAGGGAGGGACCAACUGUUGAUACCAUGAAGUCUAACCCCGUCUCUGCAGGUGUGGGGACACGCCCACAGUGCCACCUGGCACUCCCCUAGUGCUUUUCUUCAGCCCUCCACAUAACACCCAUAGGACAUCUAAGUGUUCCACAUCUUCCCUUGAGCCCAGGUGAGCCCCAUGGAGCCACUGUGCCAGCGCAGGUGACAAAAGACCAUACCCGAGUAGGACGUGCCUGAUCCCUGUCUGACCAUCCCAGCAGGAAGACUGUACCCCCUAUGGCUGCAUUAAGUGGGACCCUUUCCCCAGCACCAACUACUCUGCCCCUGGGAACACCAGCAAGCCUGUGUGCCUGUCACCAUGGACCUGGUCCCCUCCCCAUCAAUCCUCUGAGUCUCUGAGAGUCAUCCCAAGCACCAGCUCCCUGGCAACUGUGGGAGCUUCUGCCUCCCCUACAGACCUUUGGGUCCAGGUAGCAGCAUCCUUAGAGGGGUGGGGAUCCCAGGCCCAGGAGACACCCGCCAUCACUCCUCAGGCCUGCCUGGCCACGUGUGUAGUGGGCCUGGGAACUCACGAGACCCUCGGUAUUCCCGUGCUGUGGACUAGGACUCGAGCAGGUCACGGUCGGGAGCUUAUGUCAGUGAAACCAGUCACAUCUCAUAUUGGAGUGCAAAGAAGCAGGGUGAGCAUCCUGCCUGGCACCACAGUGACCCCUCCCCGAGGUGGUCCCUCUGACUGCGCAGGUAUAACUGGAGAGGUGGUACCGCCCAUGGCCACCCACACACACCGCCUCCUGUGGGGACACAGCAGGGAGAAAGCGGGAUGUGAGGAGAGGGUGGGGAGGGCGGCCCAACUUCACUGCUGAUCUGUAAUAACAUGUCAGCCUCUCAGGGCUUGUUUGUGUUCCACUAACAGAAGUUAUUAGUGCAGCAGGCGAGAUCAGCAGGCAGCUCCUGGCGCCCUGCCUCUCUUGCUGCUGCAGGGGGCCAGGACGGCCAUUGCCUGCAUCCCACCCGCCCAAGGGAGCACCUCAGUCUGGGUUCCCCCAUGGGGGCUGGGGCCUUCUGGGUGUCGGCAGACUCCACUUGCCCUUACCCAGGAGCUCCCUGAUCUGGGACAAACACGUGUCCCAGAUGUCUCCCUGAGUCUUCCAGGGGAGGGGGGUCACACAUGUAAGUCGUCCCCAUGACCCCGUGUACUUAGGAAGCUGCCAUUCAGCUGAGAGGAAUGAAAUGAACACGUCAGUAUCAUCAGGUACUGUCCCCACAGAAGGGAGAAAAGUCAAGGGACAAGGCUGAUAAAGAACUCAGUGGGCAAGGGGGGAGUUGUCACCAAGCCUGAGACAGAACUGACUCCUGCCAAUUGGCCUGCUCCUACAGGUGCUCAGUGGCACCUGUGCAGGCACAGGUGUGUGCUCCCCCCAUGUAAAAAAAAAUGAGUUUUUUUUUGAUUUUGGGGGGUUUUACUUUGUUUUUGUUUUGAGACAGGGUCUCUCUUUGUAGCCCUGCCUGUCCUGGAACUCGCGCUGUAGCCCAGGCUGACCUCGAACUCACAGAGAUCCGCCUGCCACCCAGCUAAGAAAAUUGUUUUUAAACCGGGCAUAAUAUCCAUGACUAAUCCCAGCAUUCCAGAGGCAGAGGCUGGUGGAUAUCUGUGAGUUCCAGGCCAGCCUAAUCUACAAAGUGAGCACUGUCUCAAAAAAUACACUUAGCGGGGCUGGAGCGAUGGCUCAGUGGUUA
Microtus oregoni (creeping vole) is the source of this 5117-nucleotide messenger RNA. RefSeq names its product solute carrier family 39 member 3 (gene Slc39a3). Gene Ontology annotation, cellular component: plasma membrane. Bases 1463 to 2416 code for a protein of 317 amino acids. The transcript has 5 exons. Lineage: Eukaryota; Metazoa; Chordata; Mammalia; Rodentia; Cricetidae. The record is from RefSeq and is a predicted model, not a curated record. Gene Ontology annotation, biological process: zinc ion transmembrane transport. Gene Ontology annotation, molecular function: zinc ion transmembrane transporter activity.